AUGACCGAACAGAUUACAUUUCAUCGUACCUCGACAAUAAGACAUCGUGCCAGUAGAAAUGGCUCAUUGAUUCAACAUGAUAAUACAACAGGUGGUACUGUUACCACUGGAAGUAUGAUUGUUCAAGGAGGUGGAGGCGGUGGUGGCAGUGGUGGUGUUGCUGCUACUGCCGGUGGUGUUGGUGGUCUUCAACCGCAGUCAAGUGUAAGACGACCAUCAAUUAUGCAAAAGUAUAUGGGUGAAAUUGAGUUCACAGGAUUAAAUCAGACAGCCAGAUUCUGUAAACUCAACAGUGAUACACAUGAUUCAGUAUUACGUGAUAUAUUGAAACGCAAAUGGGGACUCAAACCACCUACACUCAUUAUAACUGUUUUUGGUACAGAUUUUGAAAAGAAGCGGAAAUUAAAGAUGAUAUUUAAGAAAGGUCUAUGGAAGGCUGCUGAAAGUGGUUGCUGGAUUGUAACGGGUGGUUUUCACUUGGGUGUUAUGAAGUUGACUGGUGAAGCUGUUCGUGAUUACACAGAUGCUUAUGGUGGCAAUCGAAUGAUGGCAUUUGGUGUGGCCAGUUGGGAUUGUGUAACAAAGAAUGAAAUACUUGAAGCAGCUUUACAUGAGGGUACAGCAGUUUAUCAAUCAGAAGAAGAUGAUGGGGAAGAUGCUGAAGAUAGCGAACCAAUUUUGGUGGAUCCAUCGUCACAAGGCGGUUUCAAACCAGUACGUAGUGAUGUUGAAGAGCGUGCACUGGACCCGAAUCAUAAUUUUUUCGUGCUAGUUGACGAUGGGACAACUGAUCAGUUGAAAGGCAAAGACGCUGAAUUCCGUGCACGAUUUGAACGUUGCAUCUCUUUAUGGAGUUGUGCAAGCAGUCCUCAAGAACAGAGUUCUGCUACUGCAAAUCAGCAGAGUGGAGCAGCAGGUUCUGCAACAUAUUUACAACAACCUCAGAGUGGUCUUCCCACCACACCCAAUAACAGCAAUAAUGCAACCACUGGGACAUUACAAAGACAAGGUAGUACAAUGGGCGGACAGACUAGUACAACAUCUGGACCGCAAACGAGUGCAACGUCGAUUGGUAAAGCUUCAGGUACUACAGGCGGCUCUUCAAGUAAUUCUGCUUUAGGCAAAGGCACAGGAGAAGCAACAAUUAGUAACCAGCCUGUCUCAACAGGGUCUGGAACACGAGGGACGAAAGAGAAACAAGUUGUAGAUUCAAGUAUUAGGCCAGCAAAAGGUGGAAAAUCUGUUGGAAAUGAGGAAGAAAUUUUGGUACCAAUGUGUGGCUUAGUUGUCGGUGGAGAUCGAUUCACACUACGUCAAGUCUAUUGUUCAAUGAUUCAAAAUCGUUGUCCAAUUGUUGUUACAAAGGGUACAUCUGGAGCUGCAGAUGUGAUAGCAUUUGGACUGGAUGCAGCUAACAAAAUGGCAGCUGAAGAAGUUGUUGAUGAUAAGGACCAAGUACCACUGGAGGCCAGAAUCGAGUCAAUCAUCGAAGAAUUCCUGAGUGAUCUACAUCCGGAUUACACAAAUUAUACAGAUGAAGUGAAUAUGUUGAUUGAAAUUAUCAAUGACUAUACCAAUUUAGUAUCAGUAUUUGAUAUGGAAGAAGAUUCUGAUCUGGAUGGAUAUGUGAUCUCUUCACUGCUUGCAAGUGCUGGUUCAACGGUUGCAUCGGAUCAGAUUAAUUUGGAACAGUUGGAAAUCACGCUAACUCUGAAUCGUGCAGAUAUUGCACGUGAAAAAAUAUUUCUAGAAAAUAAAAAAUGGAAAAAAGGUCAAUUAAACGACUAUAUGUACCAAGCACUGAUGAGUGAUAGACACGAUUUUGUCAAGUUAUUCUUAGAACAAGGUUUUAGCCUAGAGGAAUUUCUUACAGUUUAUAUGCUUGAAAAACUCUACACGGAUCAACUAAAAAAUCUGAAUUCGAAGGUGGCUAUUUUUAAUAAAAUGUGGGAGUACAAUAGAUCACAUCGAACAUCUAAAGUAGCUUUACGAGAUGUUGGAAAGGUGAUCAAAGCAUUGGUCGGUGACUUUUACCAUCCAUUGUAUCUGAGUAAAGAAUUUCAAACGAAACUAAUGCCUGAGAAAAGACUAGAGGGAGCAGAUAUUCGUGAACGUUUACUCGGUUCACAUAAGCAUAGAAAUAGUCGAAAUUCGAGUAUAUGCUCCUCAUCAGUGUCAUCGAAUAAUCUGGGCGCCAUAUGCCCACGUACUCUUGGCCUAAAAGAAGGUGUACGAUUUAUUGAUCAUAGUGAAGACUUCGACAUGAUGAGUACGAAUACUUUUAACUCUGCCAUUGAAACAGGAUUUCGAAAUCCAGCCUUCUUAGAGUGGGACAAAAGUAGAACACGUGCGAUAAUUCGUCGAGGAGCUACUAGUGUUGAACCACCCGAAGAAAAUAAUAACGAUCUUCUUGAAGAUGAUGAAAAUGUGAUGAGUGGAAAUAAUACAGAUGAAUUUACUACAAAUUAUCGCCUUCCACGUAGUUCAACAGUGAUGACAACGAUAAGCGGUGAACCGUUGUUGACAUCGGGGGGUAUACAUCAAUUUGAUAGGUCAACUGAACACUUAAGAGGCAGUACUCAUCAUCAAAAUGAACAGACAAGAUCAAUACGAUCACAUUCACACAAUCGGUCUACAUCACCUUAUGAUCAAAAUGAAUCAAGAUAUCUAUAUGAUGCUGACAUUCAGCCUAGAAGAAGUACAUACCUUUCAGCGACUAGAACUAACAAUUCCAACAGGAAUGGGUAUAAAGAUCCACACAAUCGACACAGUCGCCGUUCUUCAACUCAGACCAAUGAAUAUGAUAUGUUAAUUCCAGGCCAACCACUAAUAUACAACGCUACAGUAAUGGCGGUUAAUCGAUCAGGUCAUGGUUCACGUGGACCGUAUACAAGUCUCGGUCCUGGUCAUUUUCGUAUUGCUGGAAGAGCACCAUUGGCCUAUGAUUCUACCUCUGUAGGGACUACAAGUCCUGUUCAAACACCUAAACGAACAAUGAAUGAUGCCUUACAAUUUUCAUUUGAGAAUGAUCGCGUCCAACGUAACUCUUUGCUUGUUUCAUCAUCUCAAAAUGAGAAAACAUUGAAACCUGUACUUUUUGAGGAUGAAGUGAUAAACAAAUCCUCUAGAUCAUGUUUUGCAUCUUGUCUUCAAUGGAUUUCAUCAUUCUGUGGACGAUUAUUUGGACGUAACAAUGAUUCUGCAAAAUUGAAGAAAACUAGUAAUCUUAACCAAGAACAAGGAGGCAUUAAAGGACCGAAAGAGUUCGCCACUUUACGUGCAAUGGCUGCUUUGGCUGCAGCCACGGCAGCGACUGCUGUCGCUGAUCCAACAAAAGGCGCCCAUGGAGAUGAAGAACAAACAAAAUCAAUUCAACUGGAUCGUCCUGCUAGAGAACUUCUGAUUUGGUCAAUUUUAGUGGGGAAAUUACGUAUGGCUGAAUUGUUCUGGACUAUGGAAAAAGAACCCAUAGCUGCAGCACUUUUGGCCUCAAUUCUUUUAACAUCUUUGGGGAAUAAAACAGACGACUUCACAGAUAAAGAGGAUUACAGAAGCUUUGCAAAGAAUUUUCAAGAACGUGCAGAAGGUGUACUGAAUGAAUGUUAUCGUGAGGAUGAGCAUCGUACACAGCUAAUUAUUAAUCAUGAAUUAAUUUACUAUGGUCGUAGUUCAGUAAUCAAGUUGGCUGCUGAGGGACAGAGUAUCAAAUUCAUGGCACAUCCAUGUUGUCAAGAUUUUCUUACUAAUACAUGGAGUGGUAAUUUAUCGACAAAGAAUAGUGUAUUUCGGUAUUUUAUGGGGAUUGUUUGUGGCUUAACACUGCCGUUUUUAAUUCCCAAAGUUAUCUUGUCUAAACCAAAAUCUGGUACAACAGUUGAAGGAGAGGAAUCAGGAGCUGCUGCUGAACAGCAUGGAUCUGCGCAAGUUCAUGCGUCUACGUAUGUGACUGUUGAAGAUGCUGGUAAAAAGGGUGUUCGGAAAACCCUACAAGUCAGGACAUUAGAAUAUAUUUCUCAAAUUCGUGAUUUUUAUAUGGCUCCAGUUAUUCGCUUUGUGUACAAUACACUAUCCUACAUGACAUUUCUCAUCCUGUUCAGCUAUCUUCUACUAGUUGACUUUCGAAUAAACAUUACGGUUGUUGAAUAUAUUGUGAUUGCAUGGGUGAUCACAUUGUUUAUAGAAGAAAUUAAACAGAUUGCUUGGGCUGUAUUGUCCGGUAUCAGUUUCAGGACUUAUAUUUCUGAUGGAUGGAAUAAAUUAGAUUGUGCUGGUUUGGCAUUGUAUAUUGUCGGCUUUAUAUUACGUUUAGUUGUGUUACUACGGUUGGGUGGAGGAGAGAAUAUUGAUUUUCAACAUGAACGCUAUUACAUUGUAACAGAUCCUAUACUCGAUCCUUCUCGUAUCUGUCUUGCAAUUAGUCUGUUCACAUUCUAUAUACGCUUAAUGUAUACAUUUAGCUUUCACAUUGCAUUAGGACCCAAGUUGAUCAUGAUUGGAAAAAUGGUAACCAAUGACUUGAUCCCAUUUAUGAUUAUUUUAACUGUGAUUAUGGUUGGUUAUGCGGUAGCGGCUCAGUCAAUUGCAUAUCCUAACGGUUUAUUCACCAAAGAGAAUAUGACUUUGAACUCCGAGAUCAAACAUAUGACAUUUGCAGAUAUUAUCUUCUCAAUGUAUACAACUGCUUAUUUUCAAAUGUUUGGUGAUUUCAGUUUAGAUGCUUUACAAGGAGAAGACCGUACAUGUCAGAAUCAUAUGUGUCCAACAAAGACAUCCCGUUGGCUUGUGCCUAUUAUGCUAGGAUUCUAUGUAUUGCUAACUAAUAUACUGAUGUUCAACUUACUUAUUGCCAUGUUUUCUAAGACUUAUGAAGAAAUUGAAAGCGCAUCAACAUACUACUGGAAUUAUCAAAGAUAUCAGAUGAUCAAUGAUUAUGUACACCGAUCACCACUUGCUCCACCAAUAAUUAUUGUAUGGCAUUUCUAUGAAGCUUAUAAAGCAAUUGGAAAUCAGUGUGCAAGUUUAAGAAAUGCUGAGACGACAAAGUAUAAUCCAUUUUGUGUACGCUUUACUGAUAUAAAAAAAGAAAGAGAAAUGGUCAAAUGGGAACACAUGAAGGCUAUGGACUACUUAAGAGAACCUUCAACAAAGGCUACAGGAAAAAGAGGUGUUGCAGAGUCUCGAGCUGUUGUAUUUCGUGGUGGUGGUGGUGUUGGUCCUGGUCAAGGGCCAGUUAUGGAUUUAAAAAGUGAAAUGUCAAGUGUUACAGAGGGUAUUGGUAUGGAGUUAGAAAAACGUUUCAAAGAGAUAGAUAAUCAGUUUCAACGAUUCAAUGAUGUUGAUUCACGUUUGAAUGAUGUAACGCAAUUACUGACAAAUUUAUCUGAGGUAAUCAGUAAUAUGACAGAAACUCAACAACGAAUUAUUCGACAAAUAAGUGAACUGCCUACAUGUCAGUGUAAUGAAUUCACUGAUGAAGUGGUUCCUGUGAAAAAAUCUUCAACAUCCACAACAGAUCCAACACCAGUGGAGACUAGGAAACGGACAAAAUUAGAAGUGGCAAUUCAGUCUGCUUUGGAAGCAGCUAAAGAUGUUCUUCGACCACCUACACCACCUCCUCCGCCUCCACCUCCACCACCUCCACCUAGAGAAUCCCCGGUACUUUUAGCUGCUGUAGUCCCCGGAUCAGAGGAUGAUUCAAGUGGUUCAGAAGAAGGUGGAGAUCCUUCUGCUGAUCCGACACUGGUGCCUCAAGUACCAGAUAUGAAGACUGGUCGCGUGAUAGAAAGAAAUUUAGGUGAUCAUCGUCUAUGGAGAAUGGCUCCGUUUAACUUUGAAAAAUAUCCUGGAAUGCGAAUGAAUGUACCACCGGAAAGAAUGGCGUGGACAGUUGAAUAUCCAGACUACUUUGCCUACGAUGCAUGUGAAGAAGUGUUAUUAUUCCCAUCAGAAGAAGCACAUGACGGAGAAAAUUUUACGCAUGGAAACGUCCUAUUUACUUUUCAACACAGUGAAAAUCUACGUAGUAUAAAUUUCAAUCAGUAUGAUUCUAAAGCUAAAUUACGCCGACAAAGUCUACUUGGUCGAUAUCGUUUAGAUUCAACAACUGGAGCACCAUUGAAUCCAAUGGGUAGGACAGGUUUGUUGGGUAAAGGUCUAUUACCACGUUGGGGUCCAAAUCAUUCACUUGUAUUAUGUAUUACACGAUGGACAAGAGAUACACGAACUGGUGCACAAGUGAUUCGAAGUAAUCGUGGUGUUCUACAGUAUUUGGCAUUGGAACGAAACAAGAGGCUAUGUAUGCCAUGGUAUUUAACCGAUCAUACAAGCAGAUGUGAUUUUGAUGAAUGCAUACCGAAGUUAAUUAGCAGUUUAAUCACUAGACGUGCACGUGCUAUGCUUCCAGAAAGACGAGUAGACAGAUUGUUGAAACGAAUUGAAAAAGCUGAGGUUACACAGAUUUUCAAAGGUUACCUUGAUGAUCAAUUGAAUGCUGACAGUGCAUGGAUGGAGACUGUUGUCAUCAAUUUGCAUGAGUCUGAAAGUAAAGGAGCUCAAAUUCCAGACGAUAUACUUAAGUUACUCAACGAACCUGGAACUGAGGAACAAGCCAAAUGGAUUGAAGUAUCUCAUAGUAGUAAUCUACGCACAAGUCAUAAUUAUAUUCUUAAGAAUGUUGCUGAGCUCCGAAGAGCUUUUUACUAA
This is a messenger RNA of Heterobilharzia americana, 6702 nucleotides long. NCBI's taxonomy places the organism in Eukaryota, Metazoa, Platyhelminthes, Trematoda, Strigeidida, Schistosomatidae. The record is from the annotation of a GenBank genome assembly.